Messenger RNA from Phymastichus coffea, 1105 nucleotides. Its product is annotated as chymotrypsin-2-like. The record is from RefSeq and is a predicted model, not a curated record. Bases 271 to 1062 code for a protein of 263 amino acids. Lineage: Eukaryota; Metazoa; Arthropoda; Insecta; Hymenoptera; Eulophidae. Gene Ontology annotation, molecular function: serine-type endopeptidase activity. The transcript is spliced from 7 exons. Gene Ontology annotation, biological process: proteolysis.
ACAGUUUAUUUCUCAUUAGGAUUACCAGUUUUUUUCUCUUCUUAUACAAAGUAUAUAGUGACGGAAAGCACUCGUAAACUUUAAAAACGUUGUCAGCAACUAUUUUUUCGACAUUUUCACGCUAUUAAAUGAAAAUCAAUAAAAUGAAGCUUGAGUUCCUUUGCACAUAACUUAAGCUGACAACAAGUUACAACAUUUGCAAAAAAUGAUAUAAACAGUAGAAGUAUUGACAGAUACGCAGCAUUUGAAGGAAAGCACUUUUCGCGAGUAAUGAAGAAAUUCACACUGGUUCUACUAUUAUCAUGGAUCAUCGGAUACAGUCGAGCUGUAGCAGGCCAGCUACGAAUUAUGAACGGCAGUCCUGCAGAUGUGGGUCAAUUUCCUUAUCAAGCUUACAUUACCGAUGAUUUGACUGGUGCAUGCGGAGCUUCGAUUAUUCACAAGCGAUGGCUUCUUACCGCAGCACACUGCAGACUUUACGCAAGUCAUGCUUACGCAAUUGUUGGGGCUAUUUACAAAACUGGUUUGAAUGGGACGAGGUACAAUUACGAGAAGUUUAUUAAACAUAGCAACUUCGUUGUGAGUCAAAGGAGAAACAGGGUUUCGAAUGACAUUGCUCUUAUUCGUCUCAGCAAAGAUAUACAGUUUACAAAGCACGUGCAGCCAAUCAAAUUAGCGACAGACCCAUGGAAUGAUUACGCGAACGUUUCGGCAACGUUAUCGGGAUGGGGAAUUCGAAGCCCUCGCGGAGGAUUGACAUCGUCUAGGUUGUACUAUGCUUCGUUGAAAGUCAUUGGCGAAAAUGAAUGCGGACAACUAUGGCGAACGGUGAUGGACAAUCAAAUUUGUACUGGCGGUAGCAUUCACCAACCAGACAGAACCGCCGCUUGCAUCGGUGACUCAGGAGGACCUCUAGUCUACGAAAACAGGCAAAUUGGAGUUGCGUCUUACGGACAUGGACUUUGCGGUGUAUACCUGCCUGACGUUUACACUAGAGUUUCAAGGUAUUUGUCGUGGAUCGAGAAACAGUUGCAGUUUCACUCUGACAAACUAUCAUGGUGAAAUACAAAAUGAAGAAGAUCAUUGACUAAAAUAAAAUUUGAGA